CCGACGGUCAGCAUGAGUACCACACAGUGCAACAGUCACCAUUCAUCAAUCAUCAUCAAUCCGUUGAUCACAAUCAAAAAAUCUGAAGCCCGGGUUUGUAAACCCAUCGGAAACCCAGUUCCGUUGAUGCGGGGAAAUUCCUCGGUUUAAAGACGCUACUCACCACCACCCAUGGACAGCAGGAAUCAACCGUUAACAUAUACUUCAUAACCACCAGUUACAAUGUUGGCCAACAAGCAAGCCAUUGGCUCCAAGUCCUUGGGUCAGCAUCCCAGUCACACCCUCGACCAAAAGAUCCUGGUCGCAUCGCGGCAGGGCUUCACCGGCAUCGAGGUCGUGUACUCCGAUCUCGCCGACUUUGCGCAACAUCUCAACAUCUCCAUCCACGAAGCGGCCAAAGUAACAAGAGAUCUCUGCGUGGAGCACCGAGUCGAAAUCAUCUCCCUGGCGCCCUUUGAAAAUUUCGAGGGUGGCAGCUUGCCCUUAUCCGAGCGACUCGCUACCGCUAAGCACUGGUUGCAGCUGGCGCGCACCCUCCAGGCAACCUAUCUUCAGGUCCCCUCAUACUACAACCCCGACGGCAGCACGGACGAGAAGGUGGUCGUAUCCGAUCUACAGCAACUGGCGGAUCUCGCCAGUGCCGAGCAGCCAGUCAUCUCCGUUGCGUACGAGUACCUCUCGUGGGGGGUCCUCUGCUCCACCUGGGAGACAGCCCUUCGUAUUGUAAACGCGGUGGACCGACCGAACUUUGGCUUGUGCCUCGAUAACUUCCACGAGCAUACCAAGCUAUGGGGCAGUAAUACGGACAAGUCAGGAAAGCUCCCGACGGGCGAUCGGGAUCUGGAGGCGUCUCUAAAGCGGUUCAGUGAGCAGUGCCCUCUGGAGAAGAUCUUCUAUGUGCAAUUGUCCGAUGCGGAGCGCUUCGACCCGCCGCUGUCGGAGGCGCAUCCGUGGUACCUGCAGGGUGAGGCCCCUCAAUUCACCUGGUCGAAGCAUGCGAGGCCUUUUCCAAUGGAGGCGGAGCUGGGUGGUUAUCUCCCUAUUUUAGAGACUGUCAAGACGUGGGUUGUGGAUAAGGGAUUCAAGGGAUGGGUUUCGAUGGAGGUGUUUGACUGGCGGAUGCGCAGCGCGGAGCACAAGCCGGAGGAUGCAGCCAGGCGGGCGAGAGUGUCAUGGGAGAAGAUCCAGCAGGGACUAUCGGGAAAGACGGGAGAUGGGCCCCUCAAGGCACAUUAUUAGAGGCGGG
Molecule: messenger RNA, 1246 nt
Organism: Aspergillus aculeatinus CBS 121060
Lineage: Eukaryota; Fungi; Ascomycota; Eurotiomycetes; Eurotiales; Aspergillaceae
Product: sugar phosphate isomerase/epimerase family protein
Exons: 1
Coding region: 223-1239 (338 amino acids)
Source: RefSeq, a predicted model, not a curated record